Cladophialophora immunda is the source of this 2527-nucleotide messenger RNA. RefSeq lists its product as uncharacterized. The record is from RefSeq and is a predicted model, not a curated record. The transcript has 2 exons. Bases 62 to 2212 code for a protein of 716 amino acids. NCBI's taxonomy places the organism in Eukaryota, Fungi, Ascomycota, Eurotiomycetes, Chaetothyriales, Herpotrichiellaceae.
CCCUCGUGGACUACGUGCAGAGAAAGCUAACUGGUGGUAGUCCAACGUCUGUGUAAUCGCCAUGUUUCCCACCGUUCUGUGCUUGCCAUUCAUUAUUCUUUUUGCGAGCAUUUCCGAUGCUUAUCUCCUUCCGCGAGACUCGGCCCCGGUUUGCACAAACCUCCGAGUCAAUUCAAACAAUGGCGAUCGCAAGAUCGCCCUGGUAAUCGACAGCUCUGGGUCUAUGGAAGAGUCAGAUCCUUACAAUUAUCGCCUCAGCGCUGCAAAAAUGGUCCUCGACUGGCUUAUUUCCAAGAGCGAGGUAACCAGUACCCAGAAGCAAGAUAAGGUCACCGUCAUCAACUUUGACGACGAAGCCUACCUGGACUAUCCACUUGGAGACCCCGAUGCGGCUGCCAGCUCGCUUGCGCAAAUCGGCGCAGAGGGGGGCACAUAUAUCGCCGGUGGUGUUCAAAUGGCCAUUAAACAACUCACCGCGGCCAACACUGGGGAUACCGCUGGUCGAAGUGGCAUCCUAGUCUUUACCGACGGAGAGGACUCGAGUACUUCAGAUCUUGUGGAUCAAAUUGAUCGUGCUACCAGCCUGGGUAUCAGAGUGGCAUUUGGGUUCCUGGACGACUCUUCCGGUCUGCAGGACACAGAUGUUCUUUCCGCGAUCAUGCACUCCGGCGGAAGAUAUUUUACCAUACAGAACUACAACGCUUCAAAGGAGUUUAUUGACGGCAUCAUCGUCAAUGGUCUUACCAAAAAUGACAACCCAGACGGAGAUACUACCACUUUGUUGGCUGGCCUCGAUGCGUCACACUUCAUCUCAGGCUCUGAGACGCAAACCAUGACUUACAGUGCAAGGGCCAAGGAGCAACUUACGUUCAAUGUUCAAAGCGUCAAUGCCGGCACCCUGGCGGUUCAAAUUGUUUCCGGGGGCAAGACCCUCGCCAAAGGCCAAGCGGACUACUAUUCCAGCUACUAUUCCAGCGGGUUCUCUGUCAUUGCUCCCAGUACCGACACGAUUGAUGUCAAGGUCACGGCCGACAAUGCCGACAAGAAUUCUAUCUUCGUCGUUGGGGUGACCUCGAACCUGCCACCAGAGAACUGCACAGUUGGCGUUGGCGACCCGCCGAAGGAAAACAACGUGCCCCAAAUUGUCGAGGGUACUGUUAGCAGCGUGGUUGGACUUCUCCUCUUGAGUGGCAUUGCCUAUAUAAUCUACAAAUACUGCUACAAGCGGCGUGGGAAACGCCAUCACUAUCACGACAAAGACCACUCCUCAGAUUGCUCGCAUGAUCCGAAGCACUCCACAACGACAACAGUACAAGAGACACCAGCUCCCAACCCGGACCGUGUACCUUGGUUCAGUUUCCCGCCGCCUCUGCCUCCGACCCAUCAUCACCCACCCAAACACACGAGGACUACUGAUGACCACGACCGCGACAUGGAUGAAGACUCGGGUUCAGAAGCUCCCAGCGACGACAGCUGUGAUAACCAGUCGCUGUUCUCGAACCCCCCGGACAAGUUGAACGAUGGCGGGCCACCCUGCCACAACGGCAAUCCGCCCUCCUCUCAGCCUCCUUGCCAAACCAGCAACCCUCCAUACCAGAACGCUAGCCCGCCCAGCCAGCCGUCCUGUCCCAACCAACCGCCAAAUCCCAAUCAGCCAUCCCAUCCUAGUCAACCGUCGAACCCCAAUCACCCGUCCUAUCCAAACCAGCCGUCGCAUCCAAGCCAGCCCUCGAACCCAAGCCAUCCUUCCAACCCCAAUCAGCCCUCCAACCCACAGAACCCCGACCAGCCCGAUGACCACGAGCACUACCCGCACGCACACAUGCGGCUCCGGACGUACGGGGACAACCACCACCACCACAUCGCGGCAGAGCACCCGUGCUGGCACAAGAAGUGCCCCAUCGCGGCCGCGACGCACGUGUGCGCCGCCGCCGACGACGGCAACCCGAGCCACCACCCCUGCACGUGCGUCGACCCCAAAUGCCCGCUGAACCGGCGGCGGCACCGGUGCCGCGACGAACACAUGCCGCACACGUGUCCGGGACCGGACGUCGAGCCGCGGUGCCCGCUGAACGACCCAGAGUACGCCCGGCGGAAGAAGGAGGAGCGCGACGCGCUCGUGAGGAAGUACAGGGCGCGGGAUUUGGCGACGGGCGGUGCGAAGGCGGCGGCCUCGAUGGUCGCCCAGGCCGCGGUGAUGUCACAAAUCUAAAACGCGGUUGAGAGGGGAGGCGCGAGAGGAUUCUAUAUGUGUAAACGACCCUGAUAUGGUUGAAAUGGAGCUACCUAUUUCAACAUGCUGGAAUGGCAGUAGGUGGAUGGCAGUAGGUGCAUAACAGGAGUGGUAAUGAGUGUCUUAUGAGUACGUGUAUUUUUUAGCUUGACGGUGACAGAGCUCAUACGCACUGCCUAGGGAUCUUAAAUUUGGGAGUGGGAUUGAUUUUUGACGAUCUCGCAGCGCUUACUUCACGGAGUUAUCACCAGGAACAAAAGACUGCCAUAGGGGACAAGCAUGCAUAGAACGGAG